GCGCGGGGCACGUGCCCGUCCUGUCCGCCGUUCACGCUCCACGCUCGACCCAGAUGUGCCAGGGCUGCGUCAGCCCGGUGGUGGCCUUCUCGUGGCUCGGAGGGAUUCUGAUCAACGGCUCCUUCAUCUGGCUCAUCUCGUUGGGCACGGCAACCCACUGGCCGCUCGGGCUGGUCUUGGCGAUCUUGUACACCUGCAUCCUCUUCGGCGUCGCCAGUCGGCUGAUGCGCCGCGAAGAGCCGGCCUUCAUCGUCGACAUCUUCCUCCUCCUCGGCGUGAUAGGCGUCGCAUCGAGUGGCGGCAUCCUCGCCAGCAACAUUUUCACGUCUGGCUGCGGCCCCCAUGACGGCCCCCCGAGACCCAUCGCGACUUGGAGUUCUCCAACCACCAAUUUGUCGCGCGACGUGAUGAUAUGGGCGCAGCGCACGUCGUGGGAUGCGGGCUCAACCUUCGUCUACGAGCCGGUCGGCGCUGCUCUCUUCUUCCGAGGCCAACGUGCAAGCGGUCGCGGCGAGGCACUCUGGCGCAGCACCGCCGGCUCGGCGUCGCCCGUGCAGCUCGACGGGUCGUUUGUCCGGCCGCACGGUCUCGUGGCUGUGGGCCAGCAUGUGUGUUUCGUCGCGCACACCAACACCUCGUACGCCGACGCCGUUUACUGCUACGCUUCAGACGGCCUCUCGUACACGCGCGUGAGCGGGAGGAAUGGCGAUGAGCCUCGCAGCCCGCGCUCGCUGCUUGCGACACCCGAUGGCUCGCUGUUCUUCAAAGCGUGGGCCCCCUUUGGUCGCACGCCUUCGGAAGGCGUGGUCUACCGCGCCGACCCACCCUUCACGACCGCGGAUCUCCUCUCGCGGCGUAAGGGCGGCGUCUUUCCGCCGCCGCCGCCGCCGCCUCCCGCUGCGCCGGGCGCCUCGCCUCCGCCACUGCCACCGCCUGGCUGUGACAGCGAGGCAGGCGUCCGCACGAUGGCUGUUGGGCUGCUCGGGCUGGCGACGCUGCCGGCGCUGCUCGUAUCGCUCUUCAUCUGGUGGCGCCUCAAGGCCCCGUCCAUGGCCCUGGCCACAUUCGUGAGCGUCUCAGCGCUCGCCAUCAACGUCUACGCCAUCAUCGCGCCGGGCGGCGCCGCGAGCGCGGGUGACUUCGUGCAGUGGUGGUUCUUGUGUGCGGGCGCGGCGUUCCUGCUCCUCUUCAUCUCGCUCAAGCUGCAGAACCGUGUCGACAACAUCACGUUCCGAUGGGCCCUCGACGUGGGCUGCAUCGCCUACGCCGGCGCCAUGCUCGCAAUCCUGCACGUGCCUUUCACCGACAUGGCGUGGCGGUGGGUCGUCUACCAGUUCACCUUGCUGCUGCCGAUGCUGCUGCUCUCCGCCGUGGCCGCGUCGACAACCACCGGCUUGCCGCUCGUGCUCGCCUCGGCCGCCGUCUUUGUCGAUGCUUGGAGGCUCACCGUCGAGCUGACGCGGCUCCUGGGCUCGUCCAGCCUGGCCACCCUCGCCACCGUCGUCAUGCUUGGCUUGGUGGGCCUGCUCCUGGUCUUUGCGGGGCUGGCGUACGACCGCCACAAGGACAACAUCGCCGCCGCCGUCGACGCCGUCGCCGAGAGGGCGUGCGGGCCGUGGCGCAAGCGGCCGCCCCCGCCGCCGGAGCCCACACACGCAUCCGCCUCGGCCAGUAGGGCCCCCAAGGUGCUUGUGUGAGGGAGAGGGGUUUUGCACGGGGCCCAUGUGCGUUUCUUUCAGACCAGUGCGGCGCCGCACGUCUUUCCCUUCACUUCCCCGGAGGGGGGCGGCGCGGCGGCGGGACCGCUCUACGAGCUGGUUCAAGCUGUUGAGUUGUCCUUGUCAGCCCUCUGUUGUCCGUAUGUAUGUAUGUAGGAAGGUGAAGAACAGUCA
Emiliania huxleyi CCMP1516 is the source of this 1892-nucleotide messenger RNA. RefSeq lists its product as hypothetical. Lineage: Eukaryota; Haptophyta; Isochrysidales; Noelaerhabdaceae. The transcript has a single exon. The coding region runs from base 54 to 1697 and encodes 547 amino acids. The record is from RefSeq and is a predicted model, not a curated record.